Messenger RNA from Symbiodinium necroappetens, 2043 nucleotides. NCBI's taxonomy places the organism in Eukaryota, Dinophyceae, Suessiales, Symbiodiniaceae. The record is from the annotation of a GenBank genome assembly.
AUGUGCAUGUCUGGAAAGUAUGCGAGGGCGGCCUGGACCUUGCUUGUUGCUGGCGUUUUCACCAUGGUGGGCUUUCAGUUUGGAACCAUCCACGCUCGAGCGAAAAAUGGGCUGUGGACGUUCUGGGCCGAAGAACACGAUUCUGAACAUGCAAAGGGUUUGGACGAGAGACGGGUGGCCGUGCUGAUCAUCGGGAGUGCUCGGACACUGGUGUGGCCAGCUGUUUGCCAAAAUAUGAAAACCAACCUCGUCGAUGGCCUGCGCCAACGCAGGAAAGGAUCUGUUCAAUGGCACGUGGACGUCUUCCUUUUCAUUUCUUUGACUGAUGCAGGUCCUAAGGGGCGCAACGUGAGCGGUCAGAGGCAUGGUGUCGACGAGCUGAGCCGGUGCAAAGAGAUACUCAAGCCUGUUCAUGUAGAGUUGAUGCCUGAAACCUAUCCGAUGCCAAAGCAUGAAAGCUGCUUGAGCGAAAAGGACAUGCCUCAGUACUCGUACCAAACUUCAUACUGGCACGUGGCAGGUGCGUCAGAAAGAAAGUACUCUCAGUGCAAGCGUGUGGUCGAGGCCUUCACUUAUGUGGAAAAGGUCUACGAGCCCAAAGCCGGCAUACGCUACGACGCCUGGGUCCGCGCGCGAACGGAUUCCGUGUAUCUUGCUCCGGUUCCCCCAAUGGCAGACUUUGAUUUGCGCAAGCUGACCAGUACAAGCUUGGCAAUGGUGGACCACUGGCAUCUGGUGUCCCGAGAUUGCAAAACUACUAUUCCCGUCAACUGCAUUAAGUGCGUCCACAACCAGUUCGAUGAUUGCCCGAGUAGGCCAAAGGUUGUCAGAAGCUUCGCCGUGCAACCUGUGGUGGCCCGGGAAAGAGAUGCAGAAUGGCUCCGAAAAGCGCAGGGUAUUACUCAAUUGGCAGCUCGACCGAAGCCGCAUGAGAAGCAAGGCUACUUGUUCUUGGAGUGCGACAGGUGGAUUGAAGAAUGUGCCAGACAGGUUAACCAAACGAAGGUUGCCAACUACACCGUGAACGGUUCAUGGCAUUCCUGCGACCCGAGCCCUUGCAAGAAGAUGCAGCUGGAAUUUCUCAAAGCGGAACUGCCUACUGUAAGUCGGGUGGCCGUGCUGAUUAUCGGCAGUGCUCGGACACUGGUGUGGCCAGCUGUUUGCCAAAAUAUGAAAACCAACCUCGUCGAUGGCCUGCGGCAGCGCAGGAAAGGAACUGUUCAAUGGCACGUGGAUGUCUUCUUUUUCAUUUCUUUGACUGAUGCAGGUCCUAAGGGACACAAGGUCAGCGGUCAGAGGCAUGGUGUCGACGAGCUGAGGCGUUGCAAAGAGAUUCUCCAGCCGGUUCACGUAGAGUUGAUGCCUGAAACCUAUCCGACGCCAAAGCAGGAAAGCUGCUUAAGCCAGCAAGACAUGCCUAUUUACUGGAACGACACUGCGUACUGGAACGUAGCAGAUGCUUCAGAGAGAAGGUACUCUCAGUGUAGACGCGUAGUCGAAGCCUUCACUUAUGUGGAAAAGGUCUACGAGCCCAAAGCCGGCAUACGCUACGACGCCUGGGUCCGUGCGCGAACGGAUUCCGUGUAUCUUGCGCCUGUGCCCUCGAUGGCCGACUUUGAUUUGCGUCAGCUGACCAGUACAAGUUUGGCAAUAGUGGACCACUGGCAUCUGGUGUCCCGAGAUUGCAAGACUGCCCUUCCGUUCAGCUGCAUCAAGUGUAAACACAGCCAGUUCGAUGAUUGCCCGAGUAGGCCAAAGGUUGUCAGAAGCUUCGAUGUGCAACCUGUGGUGGCCCGGGAAAGAGAUGCCGCCUGGCUCCGAAAAACGCAGGGUAUUACCCAAUUGGAAGCUCGGCCGAAGCCGCAUGAGAAGCAGGGCUACUUGUUCCUGGAGUGCCACAGGUUUAAUCAGGAAUGCGCCAGAUCCGUGAACUUGACGAAAGCUGGCAAGCUGCUGGCGGAUGGAGCAUGGCACUCCUGCGACCCAAGCCCCUGCCGGAAGAUGCAGCUGGAAUUUCUCAAAGCACCCUUGCCUCGGUUGUGA